Molecule: messenger RNA, 1548 nt
Organism: Kluyveromyces lactis
Lineage: Eukaryota; Fungi; Ascomycota; Saccharomycetes; Saccharomycetales; Saccharomycetaceae
Gene: RSA4
Product: Rsa4p
Exons: 1
Coding region: 1-1548 (515 amino acids)
Biological process (GO): ribosomal large subunit assembly
Cellular component (GO): nucleolus
Molecular function (GO): protein binding
Source: RefSeq, a predicted model, not a curated record
AUGGCAACCUUACUCCCACCGCCUUCAAAGAAGCAAAGAAGAGAAGCUCAAGCUGAACGUGGAGUUGACCUUAUUCCCAAAGACCUUCCAAAUGUUCUCAUUAAAUUCCAAGCUUUUGACAGUGGUGAAACUGUUGGAGGUUCUCUAAGGGUUCCAGGUGGUAUUUCGGAGCAGCAACUGGAGGAAUUGUUGAAUCAGUUAAAUGGAGACUCGGCAGAUCCUGUUCCAUACACGUUUAGCUGUUUAGUUAGCAACAAAAAGAAGGAUGCAGAUGAGGAAAUGGUAGAUAUUAGAGAUAAUCUAUAUCAAUCCAUUUUAAAACCAGGUUUGAAAACUACCGAAGAUUUUUUGACUCUAGUGUAUACCCCAAGAGCUAUCUUCAAAGUAAAACCAGUAACUCGGUCGUCUUCUGCAAUUGCUGGUCAUGGCUCGACAAUUUUGUGUUCUGCAUUUGCUCCAAAUACAAGCUCCAGGAUGGUUACCGGUGCUGGUGACAAUACUGCAUGUAUCUGGGAUUGUGACACUCAAACGCGUAUGUGCACGUUACAAGGCCAUCACAACUGGGUCCUAUGUUGUUCCUGGUCUCCAGAUGGUGAAUUAAUCGCCACAGGUUCUAUGGACAACACAAUUAGAUUAUGGGAAUCAAGCAAAGGUAAGCCUUAUGGUGAUGCUUUAAGAGGUCACUCGAAAUGGAUUACCUCCUUAUCUUGGGAACCAAUCCAUCUUGUCAAACCUGGUGACAAACCGAGAUUAGCAACUGCAUCCAAGGAUGGAACUAUCAAAAUCUGGGAUACAACAAGAAGAGUUUGCCUUUUAACCUUAUGUGGCCAUACGUCUUCUGUUUCCUGUGUCAAGUGGGGUGGAAAAAAUGUUCUAUACAGUGGUUCUCACGAUAAAACAAUCAGAUGCUGGGACAUGAAUUUGAACGGUAAAUGUAUCAAUAUCCUAAAAUCACACGCCCAUUGGGUUAAUCAUCUUUCACUUUCAACAGAUUAUGCAUUAAGACUCGGUGCGUUCGAUCACAAGGGCGAAACUCCUGCUUCACCUGAAGAAGCCCAACAGAAGGCUCUGAAAAAUUACGAAAAAGUUGCUAAAAGAAAAGGUGACUUCGAAGAACUGAUGGUAACUGCCAGUGACGAUUUUACUAUGUAUCUGUGGAACCCCUUGAAGUCUACUAAACCUAUUACCAGAAUGACCGGCCACCAAAAGCUCGUCAACCACGUUGCAUUUUCGCCAGAUGGCCGUUACAUUGUUUCUGCAUCCUUUGACAACUCCAUUAAAUUAUGGGAUGGAAGGGAUGGUAAAUUCCUAUCCACCUUUAGAGGACAUGUAGCGAGUGUCUACCAAGUAGCUUGGUCAAGCGACUGUAGACUACUCGUUUCUUGUUCCAAAGAUACCACUUUAAAAGUCUGGGAUGUCAAAACUAGAAAACUGUCCGUCGAUCUACCCGGUCAUCAAGAUGAAGUCUACACUGUAGAUUGGUCUGUAGACGGUAAACGUGUAUGUAGCGGUGGGAAAGAUAAAAUGGUCAGGAUAUGGACUCAUUGA